CUGAUUGAGGACAGAAGUGGACAACCCGCCGACCCAUCAGCGUUUUUGAGAGCCAGUACCCCUUCGAUCCUUCUUAUCCCACAAAAUUCCUCACCAAUCUAUCUCCUCUCGCCCCGCCCAUUGGAUUUCACUGUUAUGAAAUUGUUUUCGGAAUUUAGAUCUUGUUACCGUCCGCAUAACACUCCGGCAUCGACGGCGCCGCCCUCCGACACCGAUAGCCACCGCGUUCUGGAUCCUGCUUCCCCGCGCAGCAGGCUCCAGCGCUCGCAUUGGCGGCCUUCACUUUCGGUGAUCAUGGAGGAUUCUGCGGAUCAGCAUCGCCGCACCAACCUUGAUAAAAAUAACAAGUCUGGGAAGAAAUUGUCGGCUAAGCCCAGAUCAUCGCUUAACACUAGCUGUUCCUUUCACACCGACAUCCGCCCGAGGAACUGCAUCAUGCCGCCGGUGAUAGUAAUCUCUCCAUUCUCGGCUACACCGUACAUGUUUUGAGCUUUGCCUCUCAGCCUUGUAUAUUCCUGCCACGCUAUUUACUCACCGAAUUUAGUUUUCCAAUUUUGUUUGUUGGAUGGAACAUUGUUCUUGCCAGGGAGCCUCCCAAUUGUGUGAAUUUUUCUCUGAACAGUUCAGAUCA
Prosopis cineraria is the source of this 631-nucleotide messenger RNA. RefSeq lists its product as uncharacterized. NCBI's taxonomy places the organism in Eukaryota, Viridiplantae, Streptophyta, Magnoliopsida, Fabales, Fabaceae. The transcript is spliced from 2 exons. Bases 136 to 489 code for a protein of 117 amino acids. The record is from RefSeq and is a predicted model, not a curated record.